Lathyrus sativus (Indian pea) is the source of this 1557-nucleotide messenger RNA. NCBI's taxonomy places the organism in Eukaryota, Viridiplantae, Streptophyta, Magnoliopsida, Fabales, Fabaceae. The record is from the annotation of a GenBank genome assembly.
AUGGAGUUCAAAUUUCGUGCCGUCGAUUAUGUCAAACCACCGUCAACCACGUCGCAUUCUCUUUCCCCGCUCACAUACCUCCCUCCUGAUCGAUCACUACAAUUGGACGGAAGUUUUUCUGGCUUGCGAAUGCCGUUAUCCGGUGAGGCGGCGCUGAGACGGGAGCUUGAGAAGGAGCAGAUCCGGUGGGAGAUUUUGAGGCGGAGAGAGUUGGAGGAGGAAGUGAGAAGGGAACUUGCAAUGGAGAGAGAAUUGGGGAUUUCAAUACAGAGGCCCCUGAUGAAUAUGCAGGGACUAAUGCCUCAUUGGUCCAGCUCAACUGUGAUGAACCCUGUUUCUCUGGCUCAUUUCGGUGCGUCGCAACCACAGUCGAUUUUCCCCCCUGCCGAAAUCAACCCUUCUCCGGAGAUCAGUGACAAGGGCAAAGUUAUAGUGCUGGCUAAGCCAGAUCCCGAACUCUUCAAUGCCAAGCGAAAAGCAACGACACCUCCUGUUUCUAAAAAUGAACCUCUUGCAUUUAGUUUGAAGAAAAAAUCGAAGGAGGAGUGGAGUUGUGCACUCUGUGAAGUUAAAGCUACAAGUGAGAGUGGUUUGAAUGCUCAUUUGAACGGUAAGAAGCACAAGGCCAGAGAAGCGGCACAGAGGAGGAAGAUUGCCAGGAGAAACAAAAAAAGUAGGAAAAAUGUGAAGGCUACUCAAACUGUUGUUGCUACCACAGAGUUAGGUGCUGAUGCAGUAAAAGAUCAACAACUUCUUCAACCUUGCACAGCCUUGGAAGUCAUGAAUGAAACCGUUAUUGACAAGGGUGUUGAAGAAAGUAAAAAAGAGGAGCAGCUUGUGAAGACCGUGACUGAUAAUGAAAAUAUAACCCAAUCUAAAAAUGAGGAGCAACUUGGGGAAACAGUGGAUGAUAAUGGUGGAAGUGUAAUAAAAUCCACAAAUGAGGAUAAGCUGGUGGAGAUGAUGAUCAGUAAUGAUGUCAUAAAAUUUGAAAAUGGGAGGCUGCUUGUGGAGAAAAGCCAGAAUGUAGGCUCUUUGGAGAAUAAAAAAGAUGCUGCAAUCGACGAAGUGAAGAAGAUAAAUGCAACAGAAUCAGAAAAUGAGACGUUUGUGGCGACGACGGUUGGUAAAAAUGAAUCUGAGUCUAAAAUUGAGGAGCAACUUGUGGAGACAGUGGCCGAUAAUGGUGUAAGUGUGAUAAAAUCCACAGAUGGGAAUAAGCUUGUGGAGAAGAAGAUGGUCGAUAAUGAUGUAAUAAAUUUUGAAAAUGGGAGGCUGCUUGUGGAGAAAAGCCAAAGUGUAGGCUCUUUGGAGAGUAAAAAAGAUGCUGCAAUGGAGGAAGGAAAGAAGAUAAGUGCAUUAACAAAAAGGAGAAAGGUUGAACCUUUGUGGUGUGAGAUUUGUCAAAUUAGCACUUUCUCAAAAUCUGUGAUGGAAGGUCAUGUGAAAGGGAAAAAACACAUAAAGAGAAUGAAGAAGUUUGGACAAAACAAUGUAAGUCCCCCAUCCACACUCUUUGUAUCACAAAAACCUUCUAGGUUGAUCAAAGAUGCUUAA